Messenger RNA from Cladophialophora yegresii CBS 114405, 3096 nucleotides. RefSeq lists its product as uncharacterized. The transcript has a single exon. The coding region runs from base 1 to 3096 and encodes 1031 amino acids. The record is from RefSeq and is a predicted model, not a curated record. NCBI's taxonomy places the organism in Eukaryota, Fungi, Ascomycota, Eurotiomycetes, Chaetothyriales, Herpotrichiellaceae.
AUGCGAAUCUCCCGACUGAUCGUCUGGACGGCGCUGGGAUGGGCUCUACCUCUGACGGUCGACGCUGGACCCGCGGCGCAGAUUCAGAGACGACAAGACACGACAGAUACUGGCUUUCCAGCUCUCACGACCGACUCGCCCACUGGCUCAGCAAACACUCUGGCUCCGGAGAGCGAGACGGCCACAUCGGCUGCGACAACCUCAACAAACGACGUUCAGUCUUCCAGCUCCACAGCAUCAUCCACAUCGGCUGCAAACUCGCCCUCGUCAAGUCUCUCUUCGACGGUCCAGCAUUCCCCUAGCACGACAUCCAUCCUGCCAACCGCCUCCAGUACUACCGCCAGCAAUGCUACGGCGAGUUCGGACGAGCAAGAGUUAGAUGCCCUGCCAAUACAGCCGCAAAUCACACCAGCCUUCGGUAUCGCCGGAGUGUUCCUUAUUGUCCUAGGCGCCACAUACGCUUUGAUUGGGGUCAAGAGCAGAUGGGUUCAGAUAUUCCUCUCCUGUGGGUUCCUUGCGAGUAUAGCGACAACGGCGCUAGUCGACUACGUCAUGAACCCACCGGUAACGAAUGCUGUCCAAGGAGGCUUUUUCGUGGCAAUCUUCAUGACCGGUGUUAUUUUUGGGGGUGGAGCCCUGGUAUUCAAAGAGAUCACCGAAGGCUUUGCCUGUCUGCUGGGCGGGUUUUGUUUUAGCAUGUGGCUGCUUACACUGCGACCUGGUGGGCUCGUUACUAGCUCGGGAGGCAAAGGCGUUUUCAUUGGAAUAUUCUGCAUUACAAUCUGGGCGCUAUCCUGGACCCAUUACUCUCGGCCAUAUGCACUAAUCGGAGCAAUCUCCUUCGGCGGAGCGACGGCAUUCACAUUGGGCGUUGACUGUUUUACACGGGCUGGCUUGAAGGAGUUCUGGUUUUACCUCUGGGAUCUCAACGACGACCUCUUCCCCUUGAACACCAACACUUUCCCAUUGACAAGAGGAAUCAAGGUCGAAAAUGCAAUAAUUGUGAUCGGCACCAUCAUCGGUGUGCUCUCACAAAUGAAACUCUGGAAGGUAAUCCGAUCCAAGGAGCGUGAGAUGGAGGUCGUCGACGAGGAGUACUCACGCCAGAGGGAAGCCGUUGAGGCUGCUCUGGGCCGACACUUGCAACGGCAGAACGAACGGGAAAAGUCGGAAUGGGAGAAGCAAUACGGAGAUCGCCUAGCAAGCAGACGAAGCACCGUGCUGUGGCAGAACACGCAUCCCGAGAAGCGGUACUCGAGUGUGUCCGUCAUUCAGCUUGACCAAGAAUCGAAGCAAGGUUCUUCUGAAAGCUUGGAAAUGAAUGCGUAUGGCCCACGGAGAACGGAUUCGGCUUACAGCUCCAGGAACAAACGACAGAGCUCACUGCCAGUGGACGUCAUUGAAGAAGUAGAUGAGGAUGCCGGUGCUCUUGCGACGGAGCGCGAGAGAGCUCUUCAGGCUCUGGAGAGGACCAAAACUCCCCUUAGUAUGCUGGAGCGUACACACAGCCGUGAGUCCCUAGCAGGGAAAAGCACCGCAGGUGCGUCGAACGACGGCGGUUCUGCUCAGGGUGCCGCUGCCAUUGAUCCGUCAAGGAAACUUGGCGAUCCGUCAAGACUCAAGCGGCUUUCGCAGCAGUCACUUUCCCGGAUAUCGAAACACCUCAGUGUCAACUAUAAUGGCAACUCUCAGUCCCAGGAACAUCUCAUUGAUACGGAACGGCCACACAGCAGAGCAUCUUCAGCUGCCGCAACCCUGGACGUUGACAAUGAAGAUUUGGAUAUCCACACGAUCGACGUGGAGAUGGACAAAGACAUGCCAUCACCGCCGGAUAUCGUUAUAUCCCCGGCACGUAACUCUGGACCCACAUUUGCCGACGAGGUACUUCCGAACAAGGACUCCAUUAUAAGGCAAGGCACACCAGCUUCGAGCAUUGGCGGCAAUCUAGAACGAGACCACCUCAUCCUUGAGUCAGAUAAGUUACCCAAGAAUGAGGGUACGAGCUCAGAGGGGACACCGACACCCGAAGAAAGUGGCACUGGCGAACUCAAAAACCCUCAGUCACACACCUCCGAGUCGAGCAAUUCGAGCGCCGACACUUUGACGAAGACUGCCCUUGCUUCGGUGCCGAGCCAGCUGUCGAGCGUGGUGUUGUCAUACCGGACCAACGAGUGGGCGAAGCACAUCACUGCGGCUGAAGAGCCGGUCUAUGACGAGCCAGAGACCAUUGACGGCGUUGACAACGAGUUGCCCACGCAUCUGGCUCCGGUGUCGGAGUCUGAGAAGGGACAGCUCACCCCGGAAGUGGCUGGCGAGAUCCCCCCAACAGCGACUUUGCCGCCCACGGUCAAGGCAGGCGGUGGUGGCGUCGGAAUAGCUGCUAAGCCAUCAGUCUCGCAGCGUUCAUUCUCAGACCAGGAACGUCGCCGGAGCAGCGGAAGGGCGCCGUCACGGUCGAACUCCAGCCAGUCUCUCCGGCACUCUUCCAGCCGAGGCAAUCGUACUUCAUUGAACCCCGGCAUGCAGCAUUCCCUCAUUACUACACCCAUUGCCGAGGAUGCGGCCAUGGAGUUCCCUAACGCGAAGAGGUCAAGCCGGCGCGUGUCGGCGCCAUAUCCGAUGCCCUCUCGGAGCAACAGCGGGCCUCGACCUCAAACGGCCUACAGCAUCAGCCCAUAUACCAGCACACAGGACCUCCUUGACAUGCCUCGUCCGUUCACGCAACACGGUUCCCGGCCCGGUCUCUCCAAUGAAACGAGAAUGGGGUCGCAAAACUCUCACCAACCACCACAGAGGGAUCUGAGGACCGAUGCCCAACGGCGAGAAUCGCUGCUAGCGGAUUGGCGGCUCUCGCAGCAACAACGGGCCGCAAGCACAGGCAUCAGCGGUGCCAUGGCGGAGCAGGGCCGAGCUCAAAUGAGAGCCGAAAAGGAGAAUCAGAAGCUCGCCGAGGAGCACCAGCGCAACACGAUCCGACAAAAGCAGUACGCCAUGGACCAGAUGAUGCGACGGCCGGACAUGCAAGAGUUGCACCGUGAAGCCAUGCGCAAGAUGCAGGCCAACGCCAACAAGAAGCUCCGGUCCUCCACCGGCUAG